Messenger RNA from Girardinichthys multiradiatus, 2053 nucleotides. It is a transcript of the gene sack1d, whose product is annotated as family with sequence similarity 83 member D. The record is from RefSeq and is a predicted model, not a curated record. Gene Ontology annotation, biological process: positive regulation of cell cycle G1/S phase transition; regulation of ERK1 and ERK2 cascade; protein localization to mitotic spindle. The transcript is spliced from 4 exons. Bases 1 to 1647 code for a protein of 548 amino acids. Gene Ontology annotation, cellular component: mitotic spindle pole; cytosol. Lineage: Eukaryota; Metazoa; Chordata; Actinopteri; Cyprinodontiformes; Goodeidae.
AUGGCCCUGUCACAGAUCUUGGACGACUCCCCUUUGAGGCUGGCUCCAAGACCCGCCAGGACCGACGGUCUGAACCCAGAGGAGGUCUACAACGAGAGGCACCGGCUGGCUUUGGAGGAGCUGCUCUCCGGGGGGGUCGACAACUUUCAGGCUUUCCUCAAGAAGGAGAGGAUUCCUAACUUUCUGUCGGACGACGAAAUCCAGCGGAUCCGGAGCUCCGCGGUGCCCCCGCCGCGGUGCCUGUCUGUCCACGGGGAGGAGCUGGAGCAGUCGCUCCGCAGCUCGUUGGACUGUUCCUCGGUCACUUAUUUUCCCGAGGUCUCCGACGUGGAGCCGCCGCUGCUGGAGAUCGGCUGGCCCGCCUUCACCGCGGGCUCCUAUCGGGGAGUGACGCGGGCCGUGGCGCACUUCCAGCCCAGCUAUGGAGAGAGUAUUUACGCCUGCAAGGAGGCUGCGAGGCGCAUGAUCAAGAGUGCAAGAGAGGUGAUUGCCAUAGUGACAGACUCCCUUACAGACCUGGAUAUCUUUAAGGAUCUUCAGGAGGCAUGCUCCCACCGCAGGGUCCCCGUCUACAUCCUGCUCGACCAGUCAUGUGCUCCCGCUUUCCUGAAGAUGUGCAGGAACAUCGGCGUUCGCCUGGAUGAUCUCCUGCACAUGAGAGUGCGAAGCAUAGCUGGUACAACUUACUACAUGAGAUCUGGAGCCAGGAUUACCGGGAAAGUUCAUGAGCGGUUCAUGCUGAUCGAUGGAAACAGAGUGGCAACAGGUUCCUACAGGUUUAACUGGACCGAUGGCAAACUGAACAGCAGCAACCUGAUCGAGCUCUCUGGUCAGAUAACAGAGAAGUUCGAUGAGGAGUUCCGCAUCCAGUACGCCCAGUCCCAGGCCAUAAACACCCGCGGGCCUCAGAGCUUCCAAGGCAGCGGCACCUUUGAGCAUCUCGGCAUCACACCCUCAGUCACCUGCUCGCCUCAUGUGGCCAGAGAGAAGCCCACUGAGCCGGUUCAUCUGACAAGCACUCCCAGCCGUAAGCCCCAGACAUUACCGUUUCAACCUCAAUGUGAGCCCUCAUCUCCAGGUCCCAGUAAAACCAGCCCGGGGUCCAACUCCUCCACCAUAGAUGGGGACAUGAUGGAGCAGAAGCUCCUGCAAGAGGAGGUCCUGGCUGGUAGUGCAAAUUAUCAUCUUCCCGCAGAGCAGCAUGCAGAGAAAGACCCAGCAACCCCUGCUGCUUCCUACUGCCAUGUCUCAACUCAGACCAGCCCGUUAGUGACGGAUAGCGACACCCAGACUGACGCUCAGCACCUCAGCCUCAUUGCGGCAGCUAAAACACCACCGUGGGACAAAUUGUCCAGGCAGAUCUCGUUCCCCAACGCAGAUCCGGACGCUACUUUAAAGGACGCUUUUAACAAGCUGUCCAAAGAACGCCGGCACCACUACUCAUCCAUCCGCUCCAAACUGGAACACAUGGUGACUUCCCUGACAGAGAGGCGAGAGCUGGCAGACGUCACCAACGUGACUCAGGGCCUCGGAGCUCACAGCAGCAGGCAGAGGAUACACAAAGACUGUGUGCUAGAAACAAAUCCCAGACUACCUGCUGAAAGUGGGGCCAUGAGCACGUGGCCAAGGGCCAGAUGUGUGCACUAGCUUAUCUGCAUUGAUUUUAGCGCUGAAAGGGAAUCUUUUAAAACGCUUCUUUGUUCUUAAGUAAUACUUUUGACUAAUGCAGAAGAAUUUCAGAUAUAUUCUUUGCCUACUUCUGAGUAGACUUUUUUUUUUUCUGAUCUUUUCUCCACAUGUUUUGGUGCUGGGUUGCAGUUAAUGUUAAAAUCAUGUAGAAAUUUUUACCAAGGACAAGUAGAAUGAGGAAAAAUGAGCCUACGUUUGUAAGAUAGAGUCAAAUCUGAUGUAGUACAAGUAAAAAAAAAACACUGAAGUGCUGUUUUAGUUAUUUAAAUGUGCCUAUCGCUGCUGUACCUACUUCCAAAGAUCAUUCUGGAGAGCAGCUGGCUCUCACUGUGCCUAGAAAAUAAAGCAGUGCUUUGCCACGUAA